Molecule: messenger RNA, 1155 nt
Organism: Microstroma glucosiphilum
Lineage: Eukaryota; Fungi; Basidiomycota; Exobasidiomycetes; Microstromatales; Microstromataceae
Product: alpha/beta-hydrolase
Exons: 5
Coding region: 1-1038 (345 amino acids)
Molecular function (GO): catalytic activity
Source: RefSeq, a predicted model, not a curated record
AUGACUAUAGGAUCGCAAAUUGACUCGACCAUCGCUCAGAUCUCGCGCGUCUUCAGCAGCCAUGCGCCCAAUGGCGUACAAGGGCCGUACACUGGUCUUGCCGGAGCGGUAGCGCUGGUUGCCGCCAGUGGCUACCUCUUCCUUCCCAAGCUGGAUCGCUCGACCGUGGCCGCAGUCAAAGAAGCACCAGAGCUAGACAAGGAGGGCGCCUACCCAGCGGACGUCUACCCGGGUGGGAAAUUCCUAAAGACGCCGCUAGGCAAGAUCAGAUACUACGAAUUCGGUCCAGAAGAUGGCGAGAAAGUCUUUCUCGUCCACGGGAUCACUACACCAAGCACAGUCUGGAAGAACGUCGCUCCCAGGCUCGCAGAAGCAGGCUAUCGGGUCCUAUCCUUUGACCUCUACGGCCGUGGAUAUUCGGACUCGCCCCAAGUGCCCCACAGGGUGGAUCUGUUCCUGAGCCAGCUGUCCUACCUAGUCGCUGCGCUGCCUGGGUGGAACUCCUUCAAUCUCGUGGGAAUGUCGCUGGGAGGUGCCAUUGUCGCAAACUUUGCACACUACUUCCCCGACCGUGUCAAGAAGGUGGUGUUGAUCUGUCCUGCUGGAGCUACACCUCGCGAAGCCAUUGGACAGGCUGGUAGGCUCUAUGCAAGCAACUACGUAUCUGUGGGCGUGAUGCAGACAUUGACCAAGAACAUCGGGCUGGGUCUGCCGCUGCCUGCCAACAACCCUAUCGUGGCUUGGCAGCUGACUCGCCAUCCCGGCUUCCCUCACAGCUACUUCAGCUCUUUCCGGGAAGGCCCCAUCUUCGACCAGGCAGCUAUCAUGAAGUCUGUCAUUCGAUCGUUUGGAGGGCGCCUGUCUGCUAUCUGGGGUGAUUACGACAGUAUCGUCCCGAUGUCGUCGAUCGACCACUUGGGUCCAGAGGGCGAUGAGCUGCGCAAGAGAUUGACAGUGGUUCCUGGAGGAGAGCACUUCAUUGUCGUGACUCAUCCGGAGGCAGUUACUAAGGCUCUCUUGCACGACCUCGCAGCAUAGGGAAGCUUGUGUAAGGCUGUAUGUCUCUAGUGGUAUGAGAACGGUAUUGUGAGCUUGGCCGCCGGCUGAGCGGGUCGGACCAUCAGACUCGAUUGUCAUUGAAGUCUUUGUAGCGGG